AUGACAGAUCUAUCGCUGUAUUCUGUGCAAGCAAUUUUGAUAUUGGACGGUUCUGGUAACCGUGUUUAUGCCAAUUACUAUAGGCCACCUCAUCAACCUGAAGAGCAGUUGAGUGUUUUAUCGCAGUCCGUCAAGAAACAAAAGGAAUUUGAGAAGCAACUGUUUGCUAAGACUCAUAAGCAUGAUUCUGAGAUUUUAAUCUUUGAAGAUCAUCUGGUUUUGUACAAAGAAUAUUUGGAUGUGACUCUUUACUUGAUUGGAUCAAUUGAGGAGAACGAGAUGGUUCUGCAAUUAGCAUUUACUGCAUUUAAGGAUUCGUUAGAUUUAAUCCUGAAUUCUGGUAUUGACAAGAAAAACAUCCAAGAGCAUUACGACACGGUUUUAUUGGCGAUUGAUGAAACAAUUGAUCACGGUGUCAUCUUAGAGACCGAUCCUGCGGCUAUCGCAUCACGAGUGACAAAACCACCUGUCAACGAACCUCAGAUAUCACUUGAUUUAGAUAAAGGGCUGCUUGGUGCUUGGGGAUUUGCUAAGAGCAGACUACAGGAAAAAUUGCAACAAGGAAUUUAA
Molecule: messenger RNA, 570 nt
Organism: Zygosaccharomyces rouxii
Lineage: Eukaryota; Fungi; Ascomycota; Saccharomycetes; Saccharomycetales; Saccharomycetaceae
Gene: RET3
Product: coatomer subunit zeta
Exons: 1
Coding region: 1-570 (189 amino acids)
Biological process (GO): intracellular protein transport; retrograde vesicle-mediated transport, Golgi to endoplasmic reticulum; intra-Golgi vesicle-mediated transport
Cellular component (GO): COPI vesicle coat
Source: RefSeq, a predicted model, not a curated record